Molecule: messenger RNA, 3528 nt
Organism: Puccinia graminis f. sp. tritici CRL 75-36-700-3
Lineage: Eukaryota; Fungi; Basidiomycota; Pucciniomycetes; Pucciniales; Pucciniaceae
Exons: 14
Coding region: 40-3528 (1162 amino acids)
Biological process (GO): mismatch repair; mitotic recombination
Cellular component (GO): nucleus
Molecular function (GO): mismatched DNA binding; ATP binding; ATP-dependent DNA damage sensor activity
Source: RefSeq, a predicted model, not a curated record
CACCCGGCAGUGACCACCCCAGUUCACAGCACAGCAGGCAUGCUUCCCUCUCGAUUCUUUCAAACUCACCAGGAAAACCAACCAUCACCAUCAAAGAAACUCAAGCAAGACCAUCCAACACUAACACCAUCAUCAACCCAAGAACAAGAACAAGAACUACCCUCACUUAGCCAACUCAUCGAACUACCAUCCGCCAAAAAACAAAGCCAAACAAAGACACCACCAUCAUCAUCAAGUAGCCACCAUCAUGAAGCACAUCAGCAACCAAUCCAAGCCAAGACUGCGUCCGAACAACAAAGACCACCUAGCAAGACCCGACUGGCUCAAUUCCUAAACACACGACUAGCAGAUCAAGCCCAAUCACUACCAUCCUCCGAUCAGACCAAGAGUUUCCAAGCCAAGAUUGCCGCCAGAGCCUCCAAGUCAAUCAAAUGGGAACAACCGCAGAGCAUAUGGGAGCCAGGAGCCGAGCAGAAGAAACCAAACAACGGGUACCAUCCUUCUGAGAAACAGAACUGCCCAACAGUUGACAAGGAUUCACACGAUGAUGACGAAGAGGAUGAUGAAGACGAAGAAGAAGAAGAAGAAGAAGAGAAGCCGAAGAAUAAGGCUAAACUUAAAGGAAAACAGAAAAAUCAACAGACUGUCAAAUUAACCCAGUUGGAGCAGCAAUGGGCCGAAUUCAAGAAGCAGUAUCCCAACUUGGUUAUUUUCAUGGAGGUUGGAUACAAGAUUCGACUCUUUGGCGAAGAUGCAGUCCUAGCAUCCCAAGUGCUUUCGAUAGGACAUCUAGCAAUCCCAGGCCGAGAGACGGCGUAUUUUCCAAAGACCAGUCUGUAUAUCCAUAUGAGUCGGAUGGUCAUGGCAGGACACAAGAUCGGACUGUUUGUGCAAUCAGAAACGCGCUCGUUACGAAACACGGAGCUGGGAGAGAAGGGGAAGAAAGCACGGGUAUUUGGCCGACAUCUUGCGGGCGUCUACUCGCUCUCUACGUGGACGGAGAGCGAUCCAAACCAGGCCCUUGGCAUAACGGAUAGCGAGACGGGACUGGCUCAGAAUUGGAUCGUCAGCUUCCAUGCAUCCUCACCAGCAACCAGACAUCCGCAGAGGGAGGAAAAGGUUCAGCUGAGCAUGGCCGCCAUCUGUCCCCAGAACGGCGAGAUCGUCUGGGACAGCUGGCUCGACGACCCCAUCCGCUCCAUGCUCGAGACCCGGAUGACUUACUUGAGACCCGUCGAAAUCCUCGUGCCCUUGAGCGGCUUGGAUGGCCCCAGCGAGAAGCUGAUCAACUGGCUCAUCAAGGAUCCUCUAGCAAGGUCCUCCGUCAAGCCACGUCUCGAGUCUACCGAUCACGACUACACCCCCCAGUCCGCUUACAAAUUGGUCUCUAACUUCUGUCAGCCACCCAAGCGGAAAUCGAAAGCCUCAAUGGCGUCUCAAGACAAAGGAAAUCCAGUCAGCGAAGGAGACUCGACUGAGCCCGAGUUCCUCCACCACAUUGUCGAGCUUCCAGACGGCGUUCUGAUCGCCUUGGCCGGCUUGAUCGUGCAUAUGAAGUCGUAUCAGCUUGAGUCCAUCUUCCGUCAGCCCGGACAAUUCAAAUCUUUCAUCAAUCAAAGCUACAUGAUCCUGGAUGCCAACACGUUAAAGAACUUGGAAAUCUUUGAAAACUCAACCGAUCGGACUGAGAGAGGCUCCUUGUUUUGGGUCCUUGAUAGAACAAAAACCGCGAUGGGAAAACGGAUUCUUAAGCAAUGGAUAGGCAAACCAUUGGUUGACCAAAGGAUCUUGAAAGAACGUGCAGAUGCGAUUGAGGAAAUAAUCGUCAGUCAAAACCAUCCGAUCUUGAUCAAGAUGAGACGGAUGUUGGGCAUGAGACUUCCCGAUCUAGAGAAAUCUCUGGUCAGGAUCCAGUACGGAAAGUGCACGGAGAAAGAGCUACUGAAAUUUCUGGAGGUGAUGGUGGAGUUGACGGCGACCUUUGGGAGUCCGUCCUCGGCUGGCAGUGGGAAGAGGAUGUUCAACUCCAGUCUGUUGCAGGGGAUCUUCGAGGUCUUCUCGGCCGUCCGAGAGCAGACGAUUGAGUACCGCUCCGAGCUCAAUGCUAAGGCGAUCCUCAAGGGAGAGUACGAGGACAUGUUCACCAACGCCGAUGAGCUCUAUCCCGACUUGACCGACUUGAAAGACUGCCUUUCGUGCAUCCAGGCUGAAUCGGCUGAGCAUUUGCAAGCUUGUCGGAUCACUCUUCAAAAUCCUAAGCUGGAAUAUGUGACUAUUGGUUCGGAUGAGAUGUUGAUUGAGGUGCGUCACCAACAAUUAGACCGGGUGCCGGAGAAUUGGACGAAAUUCAGCAGCACACGAGCAGUACAACGGUUCCGGACGGCAGAAGGGCAGCGAUUAUUAGCCGAACGGGACAAGUAUCGGGCCCUGAUAGUCCGAAGGAGUCGGGGGUAUUUUGAGGGCUUCCUGGAGUCGAUGGAGGAAGCCUAUGAUGGGUUCCGGGAUGCCGUGAACAGGCUGGGUCUGAUCGACUGUCUGCUUAGUCUGGCAACCGUGGCCGUCGAGAACAGAUACGCUAGGCCGCGCAUCGUCGAGCAUCCCGCAAUCGAAAUCCGCAACGGCCGUCAUCCUAUCGUCGAACAAAUCAUCGACAAUCCCCUCGUCCCUAAUACUUGCUCAUUCACUCAAAACGGCCUCUCUACUAUGAUCUUGACGGGCAAUAAUAUGGGCGGCAAGUCGGUGACCGCUAAGAUGAUUGGUUGCAUUGUUCUUUUAGCGCAAAUAGGCAGUUAUGUACCGGCGGAAAGGGCAAAGAUCGGUCUCUUUGAUGGCUGUUAUACCCGGAUGGGGAUGUCCGAGGAGCUCGCACAAGGCCGAAGUGCGUUCAUGGUCGAGAUGAACGAGGCCGCGAAGAUCAUGCGGACGGCCAGCCCACGCUCCUUGGUCAUCAUCGACGAACUCGGCUACGGCACUAGCACUUACGACGGACUGGCUAUUGCUAAUGCGGUCCUCAACCAGCUCGUCUCUUCUAUUCGGUGCUUUACUAUCUUUAUCACCCAUUAUCCUCAAUUGAACGAACUUGCAAUCAAGUACCCCGAACGGGCGAAGAGCUACCACAUGAAGUUCCUGGAAAGCCAAGGUAGCCUGAAGGCAGAAGAAGGGGAAGGAGAAGACGACGCGGGCUGGAUCACGUUUCUGUACAAGCUGACGCCGGGCCUUGCAACCAAGAGUCACGGAAUCCAUGUCGCUCGGCUUGCGGGCCUUCCGACGUCUAUUCUCCAUCAGGCCCGGCUCAAAUCUCGGCUCUUGGAGGAGUCCGUCGGUCGUAAGAAACACACUCAUACGGCUUCGUUGAUCAAAGACCUUCUCCUCUCUCUAUCUUCGUCUCCAUCUUCUGAUGCUGGUGCUGAUGGCCAGAAGAAAACAAUUAAUAAUGGUGGGUCAGAGGCGGCGGCCGAGGAGAUGGCGCUUGUGUCUCGCGCAGAAACGCUGCUCUCGACUCUCUGUUUGUCGUCCGGAAUAGAGUGA